CCUCCAACCCUCCCCCUUAGGCCAAAAAAACAAAGAGAAAGGAACCCCACAUCAAAAGGAAAUAAUGGGUUCUUCAAUGAAAUUAUCAUUGGUCCUCUUCUUUGCUUGCUCUAUCUUUGUCCAAACAACAUUAGCGGACGUGAUUUGUGAGAAUUUGCCCACAAAUCUGUGUUCUUUUGCAAUUGCGUCAUCGGGAAAGAGAUGUGUGUUGGAGUGCCACAAAAAUACACAAGAAAAAAUAUGUAAGACAUCAGAGAUCGUAGUGGAGAAAUUAUCUGGAUACAUUGAGACAGAUCAGUGUGUGAAAGCGUGCGGUGUUUGCCGUGAAUCUGUUGGGUUAUCCUCCGACGCGCUCCUCUCAUCAGAGUUCACUGCCCAUCUCUGUUCUCCUGCUUGCUACCAUAACUGCCCUAACAUUGUCGACCUCUUUUUCAAUCUUGCUGCCGGCGAAGGAGUAUCUUUGCCAGCUCUUUGCAAGAAUCAAGAAGAGAAUCAUCGAUCCAUGUUGGCAAUUUUGUGUCACGGCAGCAUCACCCCCGGUCCAGUAGCUGCUCCUACAUCUUUUUAAUUUUUGCGAUCGAAGAUUAUAAAUUCAAUUCUAAGCUCAUCAUUCAUUAACAUUUAUAGAGAUAUUAUUAAUAAAUUCAUAGAAAA
This is a messenger RNA of Sesamum indicum (sesame), 654 nucleotides long. The record is from RefSeq and is a predicted model, not a curated record. Lineage: Eukaryota; Viridiplantae; Streptophyta; Magnoliopsida; Lamiales; Pedaliaceae.